AUGCGGGUUGCGUUGACGCUUGGGCGACUCGCGUCGGUUAAACCAUUGACCCACGUCCAUCGUGCGCUCAAUCUUCGACCCCCUGUUCUUGAUCGAGGUUCAUGUCUCAGUGCUCGUACGAUACCUUCCUUGGGCACGUCUGCCAUCACCCCACUCGGCUGCAGAAGUGUCUCUCACGAGCAAAAGGCAAAAGAUCUCAAUCAGCAGGGAGUCGAUGAUGCCCUCGCAGAAUUCGACAAUGCUCUGGCCAACGAUGAAGAAAAGCAGCAGCGUACACCAUGGCACCGUCAAGGAGCGGAAGAACCUCCUGUACGGAGACAACGCUCUGCUGGCGCCAUGACCAAAGGGAAGCUGCUCACCACCCCUUCACGACUGCUCAAGCUUGUUCUACCCUUGACGACAUCCGACCACAAUGACGACAGGAAAAACAUCGCUCCCCUUGCACUUCUUGUCCACCCACAACAACCGCUGUCUUACCUUGAACGGUUGAUUCAAGCGGAAUUGCCCAGAGUCAAAACCGAGAAGGGUGACGAUCGAUUGCCGUCAAUAUCCUUCCGCGCCAUGGAAGCUGAAGGUGAUGAGAUCAUGCCGAAGAACAAGACCCCAGAGGAGCAAGAAGAGGAUCAGCGCAAGGGUCCACUUGGGGAAGGUGGUGUUCAGAGCUACAGCGGAGCAGGCAGAGAAGGGAAGGGCGAGGACUCGGGUGACUUUGUAAGAUGGAGUGCUUCGACGGAGAUUGGUGAUUUUAUCAGGGAUGCCGCCAGAGCAAAAGAAUUUGAAGUCGAAAUCGAAGGCAACCCAAGAACAAUCAAAGUCGCAGUGCCGUCUUUCAACGACAGAACCUUCUACCUGCGACAGAGGCUUCGCAGGAUCUCAAAGAAGAUUGCCGACUUGGCUGCUGUCAAGCAUGAAUGUGAUGUGGCCGCCCACAAAAGCGGACAAAGGAUCGCCCUCGGCGGAUGUGGGAUUUUGAUAGGAUAUUGGUAUGUGGUGUACCGCUUGACGUUCGAAACCGACCUCGGAUGGGAUGUCAUGGAACCUGUGACGUAUCUUGUCGGAAUGGGAAGCAUUAUUGGCGGUUAUAUGUGGUUCCUGUACCACAAUCGCGAGGUGUCAUACCGUUCGGCGAUGAACCUCACCAUCAGCCGCCGGCAGAGCCGUUUGUAUGAGCUCAAAGGCUUCGACCCCCAGAAGUGGGAGGCACUGAUCGAGGAGGCCAACGCCCUCAGGCGAGAGAUCAAGGCGGUCGCUUCUGAAUAUGACGUGGAAUGGGACGAAACAAAGGACGAGCACGACGAAGCCGUGGUUAAAGCCCUGCGAGAAGAGCGCAAAAACGGGAACAAGGGCAAGUCGAAGAAGAACCAGGAUGAUGAAGACGAAGACGAUUAA
This is a messenger RNA of Fonsecaea nubica, 1389 nucleotides long. RefSeq lists its product as hypothetical. Gene Ontology annotation, molecular function: calcium channel activity; uniporter activity. Gene Ontology annotation, cellular component: uniplex complex; mitochondrial inner membrane. Bases 1 to 1389 code for a protein of 462 amino acids. The record is from RefSeq and is a predicted model, not a curated record. Gene Ontology annotation, biological process: mitochondrial calcium ion homeostasis; calcium import into the mitochondrion. Lineage: Eukaryota; Fungi; Ascomycota; Eurotiomycetes; Chaetothyriales; Herpotrichiellaceae. The transcript is spliced from 2 exons.